AUGACAACGCUUCAGCCAACCAAUCCGAAGCCUUUUCUCAAUAAUCUUACUGGAAAACCAGUAACAUGUAAAUUAAAAUGGGGAAUGAUUUAUAAAGGUAUUUUGGUAUCAGUAGAUGGUUAUAUGAAUUUACAACUGGCAAAAACUGAAGAAUACGUUGAUGGGGCUUUUGCUCAUCAUAUUGGAGAAGUUUUAAUCAGAUGCAAUAAUGUUUUAUGGGUUGGAGCCGGUGAUGAAGCGACGAAUGAAUCCUUUCAGUGA
Messenger RNA from Dracunculus medinensis (Guinea worm), 261 nucleotides. The record is from the annotation of a GenBank genome assembly. NCBI's taxonomy places the organism in Eukaryota, Metazoa, Nematoda, Chromadorea, Rhabditida, Dracunculidae.